Messenger RNA from Beauveria bassiana ARSEF 2860, 693 nucleotides. RefSeq names its product DJ-1/PfpI protein. Bases 1 to 693 code for a protein of 230 amino acids. The record is from RefSeq and is a predicted model, not a curated record. The transcript has 2 exons. Lineage: Eukaryota; Fungi; Ascomycota; Sordariomycetes; Hypocreales; Cordycipitaceae.
AUGGCCUCGACAUCCCCCUCGCAGCAGCCGGUGGCGGCGGCGACGACGGCGCCCGUCAAGUACGCCGUGGCGCUAUUCCCCGGCUUCCAGUUACUCGACGCGGCCGGCCCGCUCGACGUGCUCGCGAUGCUCUCGGCGCUGGUCCCCGUCGAGGUGGUAAUACUCGCGGCGACGCUCGAGCCCGUAACGUCGCGCGGGAAGCGACCCGGCUCCGUUGGCCAGGCAAUUGUGCCGACGCACACCUUUGACACGGCGCCACAAGACAUUGAGGUGCUCAUGAUUCCCGGCGGUGGUGGCACCCGCGACGACGAGGCCACGCAGCCCUUGGUCGACUACGCCGCUAGGGUAUAUCCGAAGCUCCGAUACUUUUUGACGGUGUGCACCGGCGCGGCGCUCGCGGCCCGCACGGGCAUCCUGGACGGCAAGAAGGCGACAACGAAUAAGUUGGCGUUUGACUGGGUUAUGAAGAAGGGACCAAAUGUACACUGGGUCCGGCAUGCACGAUGGGUCAGCGAUGGCAAUAUAUGGACUUCUUCGGGCAUCUCGGCCGGCAUCGACAUGACCUUUGGCUUUGUGGCGGCGCACUACGGCGAGGAAACUGCCGCCACUAUCGCCUACAGGCAAGAGUACACUCGCAACACUGACCCUAACAACGAUCCUUUUGCGCCAGAUUCCGCACAGCAAGACCAAUAG